UCGUCGAGUGAGAAAAGCAUCGGAGUCCCGAGUGAUGGCGUCUGCUUCGUAGCUGUGUGAAUGUUACCGCCGCGAUUUGUUUGUGUUUGGUGGGAAUUUCACGGACGGACUGCCUGAAAAGUGGUUUCAAACUCUAUUUUUCCGUGUGGCCGAUUUCGCUAGCGUCUUCUUUCAGUGAAAUUGUGCCAUCCUAGCUGUGUCUCCUCGAUUCGUCUUUGGCGGUAUUUUUGUUGUACUGAUCAGCGGACCGACGCCAUGUUGUGUGAUUGUUUACGGUAGAAGAAAUUUUGGGAAGAGAGUGCAUUAUUUCGGUCCAAUUUGCGUUGACCUGGGUUCGUUUGGUGGUUCUUCCCCUCUGCGACUAGUGCUGCACUCCGACAUUCGCCUCAGAUCCUUCUUGAAGGCAGACAUGAUGGGGCAUGGUUCAUCUUGCUCAAUGGAUUUUCUCCCCCUAGAGCCACAUUGUGAUGACACUUCGCCUUCUGGGAUUGGUCCAUAAAUUUACCCAUUCUAAGUCCAUACUCUAGUCUCAGCCACUCUUCUUUCUACUGGCACCUUACCAAGGUGAUUUGCCUCAAGAGUGGUGGAGAAGCAAUAAUGUGGCUGCGCAGUGAGCAGCGGAUAACAUACAGACGGGGGCGACAGACGAAAAAGUCAGGUCCUGGUUCUACAGGGACAAACUCUAGAAAAACACUUGGCCUUUCAAAUUCAGGCCGUUGUCAGAAGAUUUCUCGUUGUCGAAGACGUUCGAAAAACCUCCUCCAAGAGAACUCCUGUGACAACGUUCUACCGCAAGAAACUACAGACCAUCUUUAUCACAAGAAACCUUGUGUAGCAAAGUCUAACGACAGUGCUAGCAGCAGUGAAGUUUGUCUAUCAACUCCAGGGACAUCUGUACUAUCUAUUGUAUCUACCAUGUGUGAAGAAAGUAAGGAGAAUUCUGUGCCUGUUGCUGCAUCCCCUCCUGCAGACUCAGCUGUUUUCAAUGUGUAUCAACCUGAGGACCCAUCGAAUGAUGUAGACAUAGAUUUGUCAUGCUUGCUGGAGGAAGAAGCAAAGGCUGGCAACUCAGAAUUGGCUCUGCAAUGCUAUGCAAUGGCAGCAGCUGUUGUUGCCCAACAGCAACAGGAAGAGGAAGAACAGAAAAGAGCCCAGCAACAAAAUCAACUUCAGCUUGAAGUUGUGAAUAAUCUCCAAUCUAUGAAUAACAAUUCUGUCAUGGAAGAAAAUGGUGAUAAAGGAGAGCUUACGUGUUAUGAAGACACAUCAGAAAUUACUCAAGAUGAGAACAUGAUGACACAGGCUGAAACCUCAGGGUCCUGUGAAGAAGAGUGGGAGCCUUUUGACCCCUACCAAUUCAUAAAGCAACUGCCUCCCCUGACAAAUGAAAUGCGUUCCCGUUGCCCUGCACUACCCUUAAAAACGCGUAGCAGCCCAGAAUUCUCCCUUGUCCUUGAUUUGGAUGAAACUUUGGUGCAUUGUAGUCUUCAAGAGCUGGAAGGAGCAGCGUUUUCUUUUCCUGUUCUUUUCCAAGAAUGCUCAUACACAGUCUUUGUGCGUACAAGACCUUAUUUCAAAGAAUUCCUUGAGAGAUGCUCUCGUCUAUUUGAAGUGAUUUUGUUUACUGCUUCAAAACGUGUAUAUGCUGACAAAUUGUUAAAUCUUUUGGACCCCAGAAGAGAACUCAUUAAGUAUCGCCUUUUCCGAGAACACUGUGUCUGUGUUCAGGGCAACUAUGUAAAGGAUUUAUCCAUUUUGGGCAGGGACCUCUCUCGCACCAUAAUUGUGGACAAUUCCCCUCAAGCCUUUGGCUAUCAGCUCGAAAAUGGAAUCCCUAUUGAAAGUUGGUUUGUGGACCGAUCUGACAAAGAAUUGUUGAAGUUACUUCCGUUUUUGGAGAGCUUGGUUUCUAAGAAUGAAGAUGUGCGGCCUCAUAUACGUGACAAAUAUAGGCUGUUCAGGUAUCUUCCCCCAGAUUAAUUUAAAAACUUGUGCAUGUCAACAUGUCUACCACUCCAGUGCUUAUUGCCCAUCAGUUGUAAUAUGUGGAAGAUGUGGAAUCAGUAUUCAUUUACUGUAGCUUCAAGCCAUGUUCUGGGCACCAAUUUGAAUGCUUUUAAUUUAUUACAUUUCUGCUUUUCUUAAUUUCUUUUACCAUGCAUCAUCAUAUUUUAUCAGUGUUCCAUGUCUUGUAGACUUUUUAAUUUACCUUAAGACUUUUACCUUAUAUUCUUUAAGCUUAUUGUGAAGCUUUUUACCCUGUGGCUCUAAUUGUGUUAGUCCCCUUACCGUUUGCAACAUCUGUUUUCUACUGUUUUGCAUUAUUGUAAACUUUGCAGAAAAUGGCUUUGACAUUUUCCUUUAUUCUCUGACAAUUUCUAGGAGAUGCGUCGUUGUGAAUCUUAACUUUUGAUUGUGUAAAUAAGUAAACGUACACCUGCAAUGCAUCUGUUCUAUAUUAACCUACUUAGUCAUUGUGCAUCUAUCAAAAUUAUAAUAUAAUAAUGCAAUCAUAUUAUAUACAUAUAUAUAUACAUACAUAUAAAUAAAUAUAUAUUCAAAUAAAUAUAUCUAUACGCAAGAUGUUAACAGAUGAUUAGAAAGUGUACAAAUUUUAUUCUAGCUUGUCAGUUAUUGUGUUUAUCAUUAACUUGUCCUACUGUUAAAAUAGAGUUUAACUUAUUUAGUUUAGAUCCAAUUGGCCAUGGCAGAGACUUACACUAAAAUUUGCAUUAAGAAGUAAGAUAAUGUUAGCAAUCGAUCUCAAUUUUUUUCUUUCAUGGAAGUUGUUUGCUGCCUCAGGAUUCUGGUGGAUCAUCCCACAUUACCAUGUAUUCUUUAUGUGUUUUGUAUUUGAGUACAAUUUUGGCUGUUUUACUGUCACUUUUGAUCUUUUGGCCAUUCAUAAAAAAUUUGAGAAAUAAACAAUCAGGGUGUUCUGCGCCCUUUAAUUUUAAAGUAAAAUGAGUCUGUGAUAGGAUUUUUAUUUUUGUGUUUUGUUUGUGGGCUUUGACUAAGUUUUAUUUAUGUUGCAUUGUAAUUGUUAUUACCGUGCCCUGUCUGUGAAAAUAUUUUAUGAUGAAUGAUCUCCCAUAAUCUCUUUGAGAAUUUGUUUUCCUUUUUUAUGGUGGUGUGCUUCCAUGGAAAUGGUGAGAGGUAUGCAUAAGCUGUUUUCUGCUGCCGGGAGCGGAGUAGUGAUUGUUGUCUUGUAGGUGUCUGUGUUAAAAGUAAAUUGAACACAAGUGGGUCUAAGGUGCUGUGUUUUCAUCAUCUAGUUUUCAAUUUGUUAUGACUGACACCUCAGCUGAUGCAUACCUUUCUUAGUAAGGAGAACUUUGAAUAGAGUAAUCAUUUUCUUGCGGUUUUGUCACCUGCCUGGCUAAUUUAAGUAUUUUGUGGGGGUUGUGACCCUUACUACCUCUGCAGAUGUAUUGCCUAGUGGUGAUCCUGGCUGAGCAGCAAAUGUAAGUGAUUUGAGUGCUCAUAACUUUAAGAGGUUUUCUUGAAGUCUUAGUUUACUGUCUGCUCAUUCUCAUUUUAACUUGCAAAUUUGUAUUUGAUGUUCAAAAUUACGUUAUGUUCCAUUUGUUCUAUUUAAUGUGAACUAUUUUGAAGUUGAAGGCAUGUGAAGUAUACCUUGAUCUUCAUCUACCUGUUAUAUAAAGAUUGCCAUGCCUCGUAAUAAAUAAAUAACCUACAAGUUACCUGGUACAUAAAAAAGAGAAUGCUGCUUCAA
This is a messenger RNA of Thrips palmi, 3736 nucleotides long. Its product is annotated as CTD small phosphatase-like protein 2. The record is from RefSeq and is a predicted model, not a curated record. Gene Ontology annotation, molecular function: phosphoprotein phosphatase activity. Bases 598 to 1980 code for a protein of 460 amino acids. The transcript is spliced from 11 exons. NCBI's taxonomy places the organism in Eukaryota, Metazoa, Arthropoda, Insecta, Thysanoptera, Thripidae.